Messenger RNA from Carassius auratus (goldfish), 936 nucleotides. RefSeq names its product histone H3.3. The transcript is spliced from 4 exons. Gene Ontology annotation, molecular function: structural constituent of chromatin; DNA binding; protein heterodimerization activity. Gene Ontology annotation, cellular component: nucleosome. Bases 138 to 548 code for a protein of 136 amino acids. The record is from RefSeq and is a predicted model, not a curated record. Lineage: Eukaryota; Metazoa; Chordata; Actinopteri; Cypriniformes; Cyprinidae.
GCGUGACUUAGUCCGCGCAAAAACGUCACUGACUGUAUAAAUACAGGGCAGUUCGUUCUGUGCGUGACUGACGUAACGUUCGUUGUUGUGGGUUUGACGGAUUAAUCGAAACAAAAAAAUCGCUUCAUUAGAGUGCCAUGGCACGUACUAAACAGACCGCCCGUAAAUCCACCGGUGGUAAAGCCCCCAGGAAGCAGCUGGCCACCAAGGCUGCCAGGAAGAGUGCGCCCUCCACCGGUGGAGUAAAGAAGCCCCACAGAUACCGCCCUGGAACUGUGGCUCUUCGUGAGAUCCGCCGGUAUCAGAAGUCCACAGAGUUGCUGAUCCGCAAGCUUCCUUUCCAGCGUCUGGUUCGUGAGAUCGCUCAAGACUUCAAGACUGACUUGCGUUUCCAGAGCGCAGCUAUCGGCGCCUUGCAGGAGGCAAGCGAAGCAUACCUGGUGGGUCUGUUUGAGGACACUAACUUGUGCGCCAUCCACGCCAAACGUGUCACCAUUAUGCCCAAAGACAUCCAGUUGGCCCGACGAAUCCGGGGAGAGCGAGCUUAAACUCUUUACUAUAUACUCAACUUUUUUGUGUGUGUGGAGGAAUAUAUGGGGGUGGGGUUUGAUGUGUGGGAGGGGCAUCAGGGUUCUUACACUUUGACUAUAAAUGCCGGUGUAGUUUAAGUUUAUUUUUUGUAAUUUUUUUUGGUAGUUGAGGUAAGGGAGGGGUAUCUUGUGGUUGAUUAGUGGGUGGGGUGGGCGGGCGGGCGGGCAUCAGAACAUUCCGGGAGCUCCUCAGGGUUUUAAAGUUUGUAUUUUAGACUUUCAUAUGCCUCUGGCUAGUCUGCAUGAUUCAUGGGUUAGAAUGUGUGUCCAUUUUAUUUCGAUCAUUAUAUUGGGUUUCUCUUCUGUUGUGGCCAUUUGGUUGUAAAUAAACUUAACACUACCUCAA